AAACUUGUUUCUCCACUAAAAUUCACAAUUCUCUCCUCUCUAUAGAGUUGAGAAAAACAAACACCACCAGACAAACACCCCUUUUUUUUUUUUAUCUAUUCUAUAAUCUCCUCCUACUAAUCAAUACUAGGUAUGGAGUUUUUCAACAAAGCCAAAGCAGUUAAACUCCGAUGCCACCACAACAAGUACCUAGUCGCCGAUGACGAUCAAGAAAAAGUGCGACAAAGCAAAAAUGGCUCCUCACGAAAAGCCCGAUGGGUAGUUGAAUUCGUCCCCGACAACACCCAAGUCCUCCGACUCAAAAGUUGCCACGGCCGCUACCUCACCGCGACCAAUCAACCGUUCCUCCUCGGCAUGACUGGAAACAAAGUACUUCAGACUCAACCGGAGAACAUGCGCGACAUGUUCAUCGAUUGGAAGCCCGAAAAAGACGGGUUUCAUCAGCUCAAGCUGAGGGCUUUUGGUGGAACAUAUUUACGGGCUAAUGGUGGGUCACCGCCGUGGAGGAACUCGAUCACCCAUGACAGUCCUUAUACUAGUUCGACUAGUAAGUGGAUUUUGUGGGACGUUGAGGUUGUGGAGAUCCCCGAAAAUGAGCCGUUGAACGAUUAUUUGUCGAUGCUUUCGAGCUUUUCGUCGGUUUCUGAUGAUGUUUUGUCGGAAAUUGGGUCGCCGGUGUCAAUCCACUCGACUAAUUCGCCGAGGUUAUCAAUUCAUCGGACCUAUUCUCCUAGGUUGUCUAUGCAGAAGAGCAGCACAAUGGAUAUGUUCACGAACGCAAAGGCGGUGCGGCUACAGAGCAUCCAUAACAAGUUCCUCCAUGCAGAAGACGACGAAGAGACCGUAACCCAAGACCGCAAUGGUUCCUCCAAGAGCGCCCGCUGGACGGUCGAAUUCGUCUCUUCCGACAACAACAACAUUAUCCGCCUUAAAAGCUGCUAUGGAAAGUACCUGACAGCAUCCAACCACCCCUUCCUGCUCGGCAUGACGGGCCACAAAGUCCUCCAAACCCUUCCUUCCUCUGGUGCCCGCCUCGACUCCUCGGUCGAGUGGGAACCAAUCAGUGAAGGAAGCCGUGUGAAGCUCAAGACUCGGUAUGGGAACUUUCUCAGGGCCAAUGGUGGGAUGCCACCGUGGCGAAACACCGUUACACAUGACAUACCACAUCGGUCUGCAACACAGGAUUGGAUUCUGUGGGAUGUUCAUAUUGUUGAAAUACUUGUCCAAUCUUCCCAUCACAAGCCUCCCGUUCAGAUUCAGUCACUGCAACAUUCAGACUCAUUUGCCGCGGACUUUGAAUCGAGCUCGCCUACUACUUAUCCUCCCACUUCGAUCCCUAUUCAAUCACUGCAAUAUUCAGACUCUUUCGCCGUGGACUCUGACUCGAACUCGCCUGCUACUUAUUACUCCACUGAGUCUCGCAGUUUUGGACGACAAGAAGAGUGGAGUGAAUCUUCUCCACGGCCUACGGCGGUGGUGGAUGGUCGGAUAAUAUAUUACCAAGUUGCGGACGAGUAUGGCAAUGUUGAUGACAGGUUGGAGGAGUUUUGUAUUACAUUUAGCGGAAAUGCGGUUGGUGAGCUGAUUCAGAAACUAGAGGAAGAGACUGGGCUUGAUGACAUUAUUGUGUGCUCUCGAAAUCCUUUGAACCGAAAGCUUUACCCUCUUCGCUUGCAGCUUCCUCCCAACAAUGCCACCAUGCAUGUUGUUGUAAUUGAAUCUUCAUCAAAAGGGGCAAGAGAAUUCUGAAAUGUUUCAGCAGACAGACAUCGCAGUUUUGAUUUAUGAUUACAUAGACAUAUACAUACACAUACAUUCUGCUUGGGCAUGUCCUCGUGUUUUUGAAAAAAACAAUUACGAAUAAGUUUGAGAAGCUUUGUUGAUGAGAAUAAAAAAUAAAAUAAAUAAAAACAUUCUAGCAAUCUCAUCUGUGGAAGAAGAAGCAUAGCUCUUGUGCUGUGGAUAACAAUAGGAAAUCUUCUCUACUUGAUUUUUGACAUUUCUUGGGGGACCUGCCUGUCAUUUGUGUUAACUGAUUUUGUUGUACAGUUCCCAUAUGCAAUUUUUGUCAUUCUUUGAUAUGUUGAUUUUGAUGGCUUGUCUUGCUUGCUAUAUUUUUUGUAAAUUUUUCACAGCAUGUUGUGAAAUUUUAUGAUUUUGGUUCAA
Messenger RNA from Camellia sinensis, 2166 nucleotides. RefSeq lists its product as uncharacterized. The record is from RefSeq and is a predicted model, not a curated record. NCBI's taxonomy places the organism in Eukaryota, Viridiplantae, Streptophyta, Magnoliopsida, Ericales, Theaceae.